Molecule: messenger RNA, 351 nt
Organism: Drepanopeziza brunnea f. sp. 'multigermtubi' MB_m1
Lineage: Eukaryota; Fungi; Ascomycota; Leotiomycetes; Helotiales; Drepanopezizaceae
Source: RefSeq, a predicted model, not a curated record
AUGUCUAUCGAUAUCAGCGAGAUGCUUACGGAGGCUUAUAAUAGCAUCAUCUCGGAAGAGAUGCAAGACUUAAGAGUGAUUAAAGAACAGAUCUUGCAAAUGACAAUCAAAGCCGUCAACGAUACCGCCGGACUAACAGGCUUAAUACUUACUCUUUUCGUUUUUAGCGCUUACUUCCGCAUGACUUACUUGGACUUACUAGUCCUUUUUACUACUAUUAGAGCAGAGGCUAUUAAGAAGGCUAUAGCAGAAGUAAGAAGAUUGCAAGCUGUACGGCAAGUAGCAGACGCUUUGAAUAUGCGCAAUAGCCUUUUUACGAUUAAGACGCUGGCUUUCCUUUUGCAAAGCUAA